This is a messenger RNA of Exophiala mesophila, 1561 nucleotides long. RefSeq lists its product as uncharacterized. Gene Ontology annotation, molecular function: peptidyl-prolyl cis-trans isomerase activity; protein tyrosine phosphatase activator activity. Bases 102 to 1466 code for a protein of 454 amino acids. NCBI's taxonomy places the organism in Eukaryota, Fungi, Ascomycota, Eurotiomycetes, Chaetothyriales, Herpotrichiellaceae. The record is from RefSeq and is a predicted model, not a curated record. Gene Ontology annotation, cellular component: cytoplasm; protein phosphatase type 2A complex; nucleus. Gene Ontology annotation, biological process: mitotic spindle organization. The transcript has a single exon.
CAGCACUUCAUCCAUCUUCCUCGAUCUCGUACAGUAUUGAGCCAUCCAUGACAAGAAUCACAUGACCGAACAGCCCGUGGCGAUCCCAUCCAACAUUUAUCAUGGGCGAAUUUCCCGUUCUGGACAGGUUGGAUGGCUUGGAGGGGCAUGUUUUCGAGAAACCAGUCAAACGCAUCCAUGAUGGCACAGAUGUCACCUUCUUUUUGACCUCUACUGCAUACCGAGACAUCAUGACUUUUAUACUACAGUUGAAUCGAUCCGUCUUACCACGAAAGCAUGAUGUUGAUGGUGCCAUCAAAACGACCACCUGGCCAUUGCAAUCCAAAGACGUCACAUUCUCCUUUCCUAUUCAAUCGAUACGAGCUCUUUUGAAUAAAUUGAUCGAUCUGGUCGAUGAGGUUCCUCCAGACACUGGCCCCAGGCGAUUUGGCAAUAUCAGUUUUCGCAGAUGGUCGAAACUGGUAGAAGACCAGAUAGAUGAUCUUCUCGCCGAAUACCUCCCAGAGGAGUUGAAUUCUGCCUUUGUCGAAUUGGGCCCAUAUCUCCUGGGCAGUUUUGGAAGUCCUCAACGACUGGACUACGGAACGGGUCAUGAGCUUAGUUUCAUUGCAUUUCUUGCCUGUCUUUGGAAACUGGGCUUUUUCUCGGGAGCGCAACCGGGUGUCGAGGAGAGGAGCAUUGUUCUUGGUAUCUUUGAACUUUACUUGUCGCUCGUCAGAAAGUUGAUCAAGACCUACACACUCGAGCCGGCGGGCUCACAUGGAGUCUGGGGAUUAGAUGACAAUUCAUUCCUACCAUACGUCUUCGGAUCUGCGCAAUUGGCGCCAGCCAUCACCGAGACCGACGAAACUCCGAUAGAAGGAUCACUCCCUGACGCCCCCGAUUCCUCAUCUGUCACCAAAGCAAACCUGGUCGACAAGGAGAAGGACUCAAACAUGUAUUUCUCGGCAAUUGCAUUCAUCUAUGAUGUGAAAAGAGGACCAUUCUGGGAACACAGCCCAAUGUUGUUCGACAUAUCGGGGAUCAAAGAUGGCUGGGGAAAGAUCAAUAAGGGGAUGAUCAAGAUGUACAAUGCAGAGGUCUUGUCCAAAUUCCCCGUAGUCCAACACUUCCCCUUUGGGUCGUUGUUUCGAUGGGAGAAGGAUCCCAAUGCAAAGCCUCCACCAUCAUCGACACAUGCUUCUAGCCAACCUCUACGACAUCCGACCGACACCCACGCGCCCAGCGCCGUCCGGCCUGGCGCGUAUCCAUCUAACGGCCUUGCUGGAUCUCCUUCUACAGCGGCUCCUUGGGCAAGACCAGCGGCUCAGGCGCCCGCAGGAUUUGUCAACGGCGUAACUCAAGCACCGUGGGCUAGCCAAAGCCGUGCCGCUCCACCACCAAGAGGAGGAUUCGUCCCUUCGCAGCGACGUCCAAUGCCGGCGUUGAACGAACUCUCCCGAGGUCCAAACUCGUCCAGACCGUAAUGAACACAGCUGCAAGCGCAUGCAGAAAAAUGGCAUCUGUUAUAUAACGUGUGUAUGACUAUGAACCAGAUAUAAACAUGGACGAAACAGUCCGG